Messenger RNA from Brienomyrus brachyistius, 4930 nucleotides. Its product is annotated as NACHT, LRR and PYD domains-containing protein 12-like. The record is from RefSeq and is a predicted model, not a curated record. Lineage: Eukaryota; Metazoa; Chordata; Actinopteri; Osteoglossiformes; Mormyridae. The transcript is spliced from 18 exons. The coding region runs from base 493 to 4638 and encodes 1381 amino acids. Gene Ontology annotation, molecular function: protein binding.
UUUGUCUGUAAAACUGCAGCUUUCGAGGGUCGUUUGGAAAAGCUCACAAGGUGGUGAAGUUGGGGCGAAUGCUGCAUACCCCCCUUGAAGCUGUGUGCACAACUGGGCAGCCUCUGGGGAGUCAUUCACUGUUAAAACCUCCAUCACCUUCCAGAAAAGGCCUUGGAGGGUGAAGAACGUCCCAGCCAGAGACUUAGCGGCAGGCAGCUGAGCCUCCAGCUUCCUCUAGGGGGCAGCGGCAGCAAAGCGACCUCCGGGGAUACUCAGAGGUGGCUUCGGAUGAUCACACGAGGGGGAGUGGUACACAAGAGGAUCGUACGAUCAGGUCAUAACACAGAGGUGUUGCAGGAUAUUCAGUUCCCCCAUGUUCUCUCGUCGAGUGCUGAUUAGAAAUCAUGACGUCAUCCGCUACUUUAUAUUUAGACGGUUUCUAACUAGACCCAGUUAUCGCGAUUACAGCGAAGGAUGUAACAGGAUUGUAACAGGCACCAUAUGAGCAACAUCACUAAAUAUACAAAACGGAAACACAAGGUGGUCGGAUGCCAAACUGAAAGAGGCCCCAGCAGGAAUCAACUGGUCUGGAUCAGCACAAAAAUGGACAAGGAGAGAGGAAAUAGAGGAGCUGCUUCUGAAAUGCGCCCCCCUGUGGGGUGUAACAGAAAGAGCGCUGAGAGUGUCCUGAUGAAGAGAGCAGACUCCCCUGUACCCAGCUGUGAUUCCCUGAGGAGUGACGAAUCAAUGGAGCAACCAAGCAUAUUCAGUGAGGGACCUUUUCCUACUGAUCAAAGUGUCCUGAUGAAGAGAGCAGACUCCCCUGUACCCAGCUGUGUUUCCCUGAAGAGUGACGAGUCAAUGGAUGAACCAAACAGAUUCAGAGAGGGACCUUUUCCUACUGAUCAAAGUGUCCUGAUGGAGAGAGCAGACUCCCCUGUACCCAGCUGUGUUUCCCUGAAGAGUGACAGGUCAAUGGACCCCCUAGUCGACUUCAGAGAGGGACCUUUUCCUACAGAUCAAAGAGACCAAAUGGAAGAAUGCAGUUCAGAUCGAUAUGAUAAAUCGGGUUUAUCAUCCAUAUUGAAGUCACUAGAGGAAAAAGCUAUGAAGUUCCUAAAGGACGAGCUGAAGACGUUUGUGAGGCACCUAGAUCAGAAUUACCCAGAAUGCUCUGAACCUCAGCUGGAGGAGGACAAUGGCCUGGACUGUGAUGGUCAGAUGCAGAAGACCAGUGUUAGAGAGGUAGCUCUGAAGAUCACACUGUACAUCCUGAGGACCAUGAAGCAAAAUGAUCUUGCUGACAUGCUGGAGAAGAGACAACUCAUGCUGCAACAUCAGCAGGAAAUCAAAUGUAAACUUAAGAAGCAGUUUGAGUGUGUAUUUGAAGGGAAAGCUAAGGAAGGACAGCCAACACUUCUCAGUGAGAUUUACACAGAACUCUACAUAACUGAAGGUGGGACUGGAGCAGUCAAUGAUGAACAUGAAGUGAGACAGAUUGAAACAGCAUCCAAGAAAAGGCGAACAGAAGAUACUACAGUCAAGUGUAAUGAUAUAUUUAAACCCUUAUGUGGGCGUGAGACACCUAUCAGAACUGUACUCACUAAAGGGGUGGCAGGUAUCGGGAAAACAGUCUCUGUGCAGAAAUUUAUUCUUGACUGGGCAGAAGGAAAAGCAAACCAGGAUGUUCACUUCAUAUUCGCUCUUCCUUUCCGGGACCUGAAUUUGAUUAAAUAUGAAUACAGUCUGAUUGAACUGCUUCAGUACUUUGUCCCAGAACUGAAAUCAUUUCAAUCCACUGAGCUGUUUAGGUACAAAGUCUUGUUCAUCUUUGAUGGUCUGGAUGAGUGUCGCCUUCCUCUGGAUUUUCAGAACAAUGAGAGCUGGUUUGAUGUAACAAAGAAAACGUCACUGGAUGUGCUGUUGACUAACCUCAUUAAGGGGAAUCUGCUCCCAUCUGCUCUCCUCUGGAUAACCUCCCGGCCAGCAGCAGCCAAUCAGAUUCCUCCUGAGCGUGUCCACCAGGUCACAGAGAUACGAGGGUUCAGUGAUGCCCAGAAGGAGGAGUAUUUCAAGAAGAGAUUUAAUGAUCAGAGCCUGGCCAGCAGGAUUAUCACACAUGUGAAAUCAUCAAGGAGCCUCUUCAUCAUGUGCCACAUACCUGUGUUCUGCUGGAUUUCAGCCACUGUGCUUAAGAGCUUUUUUAGUGAGACUGACAGGGGAGAAAUUCCAAGGACUCUGACUGAAAUGUACACACACUUCCUGAUCUUUCAGACAAGUUUAAAAAAUGACAAGUAUAUGAAAAACCAUGAAACUAAGCUUAAGGAAUACAGCAAGGAAUUCCUUUUAAAACUUGGUAAACUGGCUUUUGACAACCUUGAGAAAGGCAAUCUCAUAUUUUAUGAGCAAGAUCUGACAGAGAAUAGCAUUGAUGUCACUGAAACUUCAGUUUACUCUGGAGUGUGUACAGAAGUCUUUAAAGAGGAUUAUGGGUUGUACCAGGAGAAGGUGUACUGCUUUGUGCAUCUGAGCAUCCAGGAGUAUCUCGCUGCUUUAUAUGUGUUUCUGUCAAACUCAUCAGCUGACUUGCUGAGGACUGCAGUGGAUCAGGCAUUAAAGAGCAAGAAUGGACACUUGGACCUCUACCUCCGCUUCCUCCUGGGCCUCUCAACAGACUCCAGUAAGACUCUGUUACAAAGGCUACUGGGGCCGACAAGAAUCAGCUCACAUACCAUAAAGGAAACAGCCCAAUACAUCAAGAAGAAAAUACAGGAGAAUUUAUCUCCAGAAAGGACCAUCAACCUGUUCCACUGUCUGACUGAACUGGGUGACAAUUCUCUAGUAGAGGAAGUACAAAGAUACCUGAAUUCAGGAAACAUUUCAGCAGAUGACCUCUCACCUGCACAGUACUCAGCUCUGGCCUUUGUGAUGCUGAUGUCAGAUGAGGAGCUGGAUGUGUUUGACCUGAAGAAAUACAUCAGAUCAGAUAAACAGCACUGCAGGCUGCUGCCUGUGGUCAAGAACUCCAGGAUGGCUCUGCUGAACAGCUGUGAUCUCAUAGAUGAACACUGUGAAGUGCUGACAUCAGCUCUCAGAUCAAACUCCUCCCCCCUGAGAGAGCUGGACCUGAGUGACAAUGACCUGAAGGAUUCAGGAGUGAAGCUGCUCUCUGCUGGACUGGGGGAUUCUCACUGUAAACUGGAGAUACUGAGGCUGUCAGGCUGUAGAGUCACAGAAGAAGGCUGUUCUUCCCUGGCUUCAGCUCUGAGGUCAAACCCUUCACACCUGAGAGAGCUGGAUCUGAGCUACAAUCACCCAGGAGACUCAGGAGUGAAGCUGCUCUCUGCUGUACUGGAGGAUCCCAGCUGUAAACUGGAGAAGCUGCAGGUGGGCCGGUGUGAACUCACAGAGAAAUGCUGUGAGGCACUGGCUUCAGCUCUCAGAUUAAACUCCUCACCCCUGAGAGAGCUGGACCUGAGUGACAAUGACCUGCAGGACUCAGGAGUGAAGCUGCUCUCUGCUGGACUGGGGGAUUCUCACUGUAAACUGGAGAUACUGAGGCUGUCAGGCUGUAGAGUCACAGAAGAAGGCUGUUCUUCCCUGGCUUCAGCUCUGAGGUCAAACCCCUCACACCUGAGAGAGCUGGACCUGAGCUACAAUCACCCAGGACACUCAGGAGUGAAGCUGCUCUCUGCUGUACUGGAGGAUCCCAGCUGUAAACUGGAGAAGCUGAAGGUGGGCCGGUGUGAACUCACAGAGAAAUGCUGUGAGGCACUGGCUUCAGCUCUCAGAUCAAACUCCUCACCCCUGAGAGAGCUGGACCUGAGUGACAAUGAUCUGCAGGACUCAGGAGUGAAGCUGAUCUCUGCUGGACUGGGGGACUUACACUGUAAACUGGAGAUACUGAGGCUGUCAGGCUGUAGAGUCACAGAAGAAGGCUGUUCUUCCCUGGCUUCAGCUCUGAGGUCAAACCCCUCACACCUGAGAGAGCUGGACCUGAGCUACAAUCACGCAGGAGACUCAGGAGUGAAGCUGCUCUCUGCUGUACUGGAGGAUCCCAGCUGUAAACUGGAGAAGCUGAAUGUGGAUCACGGAGGAGAGUGCAGGACCAGACCAGGCUUACAGAAAUACUCCUGCCAGCUGACGCUGGACCCCAACACAGCAAACAGACGCCUGUCUCUGUCAGGGGGGAACAGGAAGGUGACAGGGGGGGCAGAGCGGCAGCCAUAUCCUGAUCAUCCAGAGAGAUUUGACCGCUGGCCCCAAGUUCUGUGCAGAGAGAGUCUGACUGGCCGCUGUUACUGGGAGGCUGAGUGGGAUGGAGUUGCAGCCUGGAUAGGAGUGACUUAUAAAGGGAUCAGGAGGAAAGGAGAGAGGGACUGUGUGCUUGGAUUCAAUGACAAGUCAUGGAGUCUGCGCUGUUAUACUGACAGUUACUCUGUCCGGCACAAUAAUAAACUGACUCUCAUACCCAUACAGCCCUCAGGCCCCCGCAGAGUAGGAGUGUAUCUGGACUGGGGGGCUGGUGCUCUGUCCUUCUACAGAGUCUCCUCUGAUGGACUGACCCUCCUGCACAGAUUCACCUCCUCAUUCACUGAGUCCCUCUAUCCAGGGUUUUAUGUUAUAAACUCCUCAGUGUCACUGUGACGUGUUGCUGGUUCUCCUGGAAAAAAGGUAAAAUCUCUGCUUUUUAACCUUUUAAUCCUUUUUACUCUGAAAUGUAUGUAUAUAAUAUAAAUGCCUGUGUUCAGUGAGCUGGAUGGCCAUGAAAAAUAUAUUUUUAUAGUUUUUCUCUCUGACUAAAAUGUAAUUAAAUGUAAUCCUGAUGAGUGAGGGUGGGGGUCUUUCCCCCUCCCCUGUAUAUGUACAUUUUAUAUAUUUAUGUCCAUUUACUGUAUUUCCUCCCUGUACAAUGACAAUAAAGACUUUCUGUUCUGUC